ACUAGAGGAGAAAGCGUUGGAGAUAGACAGAGGGAGGGGAUGCAACGAGAGCAACGGAGGUGAAGACGUUUUUUCGAAGGGAGACAAAGAUACACUCUGCUAUAAAUGCUCCAUUCAGCGACAGGGGAAUAAUAACAGCAGCACGAGAGGGACGGACGGGGGACGACGCAGAGAAGAUGGAUGUACAGACAGAGAACAUGGACCCCUCGCCUUGUGAAUCAAGUGGAAAAAUUCGCAAAGGAUUCAAGUUGUUUGGCAAACGCAAGCCUGGUAGCAUCUUUUCUAUUAAAAACAACAAAUCACCCGUUACCAGGAGCCAAACCCUUGAUGGAUUACCAGACGGCGCUGCACCUGAUUCAGAGUCUGAGGCGGACAAGGAGAAGGCGCAGGGGGUGAGUCAAGGAGACGGCGAGCAUACAGAGGAGGAGCUGACGGGUGAGAUGGCUGCUGCUCGCAACUCCAUUUCUUCAACCGGCUCGGCCAAGUCCCUCAGUUUUUUUUCGCGGCUGAGAGGGGCCCGUAGAGGAGGCGGGGACCGCAGAGUCCAGACUGUUUCCCAGCCGGUGUGUCGGCAACGGCCAGGGCUGAAGGGUCUCUUUGGCAGCGUGAAGUUCCGCUCGAAAGACAAGGAGGACAAAGUGGACGCUCCCCCAAGCCCACUCCUCAUGUCCUCUCGCUCCAACAGUGUGGAAAUCAUCAAAGAGGACCUCAGCCUCACCCCUAAAUCUCAUCCUCGCUCUCUAGAGAGCCCUGAGAAAGCGAGCAGCGAGGCCACUCAGGGCUCCCCGACAGCAGCAGGUGAUAUGAGGGAUGGGAAUGUGGCACCUGCGCUUCCUGGUGAGAGCAGCCUGGGCUCCUUGCUGGAGGACAUUUCCUCUCUCCUCACCUUUGAGUCCAUCUCAGGAGGAGACAUCAUGGCAGACGUUGAGGCAGAGUGGGGGAAAGCCCGAUGUGCCGCCAGUUUGGAAGCACCUGAGUUCUCAGCGUCAACCACUUCUCACAUCUCCAGACAAGCUGCCGCCUCUCCACCAACCUCCACUUCUUCACCUGCAGCCGCCCCCACUUUAACCUCUUCUUCUGUUGCAACACCAAUCCUGAGCACUUUUACCAAAUCCUCCACACUGACCAUUCAGGCGAAUAAACCAAGCUCAGACUCUACUCCAACCUUUGAGCAGCCUUCCACUGGAAUUACAAUAAAAUCUGCUAACAUUAAACCUUCAUUUCCUCCGGUGACAUCAACAACUCCCCCAAAAAUGUCCACCCCUUCAGCAACAAUGGUGCCUACUACUACCACUCUGAUUAACCAGACCUCUGUGGACAAGACAAACCUUAACUCAUCUGUUGGCAAACUGGCUUCAUCAGACACAGCAGCACCUCAUCCUCAAGGCAUCACCUCAGUAAGUAAGCCUCCCCCUGUAGCUACCCCACCUCUUCUCCCACCCGUUAAACCCCCAACCCAAAGUCCACCCGCCCCUGCCAGUUGGCAAACUUCCUCUUACACCAAACCUCAAAGUGUAUCUGCAAAGAUUGAAUCUGCUCUCAAUACCGUACCUCCUUUCAUUUCCACUAUAACAACGGUUACGCCAUCAGUGCCAGCUGUUUCUAUACCUGCACAGUCGGGGAUGCCUAGUAAAAACUCCAUCCCUCCAGAUUGUACCCCACCUGAGACUAGCCCACCCAUGGCUAAACAGACUCUUGUGUCUGUUGAUACCACUAGUCAUGCAAGAGGACAGAGUCUAGUCUCCCAGUCCAAAACCCCCUCUAUACCUGUGACUGUAUCUAAAGACCCCCCUGUUCCUGCAUGCAUUCCGGUGUCUGUAGCUGCUCUGUCUGGCGUGCCAACUCCUAUUGACCCUCCUAUAGACCCCCCUGCCCCGGCCCAUGUUGCAGUUCCAGCAUAUAAAAGCCCUCCUACCCUGACCCAUGUUCCAGUUCCAGUGUCAAAAAGUCCUCCUGCAUUGACCCACGAUCCAGUUACAUUGUCAAAAAUGACUCCUUCCCGGGUCCAUGAUCCAGUUGCAGUGUCAAAAAGCCCUCCUGUUCCAGCGCAGAUCCCAGUUACUUCACCCAAAUCCCCCCCUGCCCCUGUCACUUCCCUUCCUACAUCCCCUGUGCCUUUGCCAAGUGAAGCUGCAGCAUCUAACAAGAUGACAGCAAGUGAGGCAAGUGAGCCAACAAAUGGGCACUUGUCUAGUCCGAGUAGCACAGAUGCAGAAGGUGCCAAAAUGGAUGAACAGCUUAAUGGGUCACGCAUGGACCCCUCCAAAGAAAGGAGGACACAAGUAAAGGCACUAAGCAAAAUUCCUGUAGUUGGAGGAGGCCGAGCAGGAAAGCAACCAGUACGGGACAGCCAACACGCUGAGGAUGACUCAAGCAGAGACCCACCUACUCCUGUGCUAGAACAGGACAGGCCUCUCUUGGACUUCCAUGAUACAGAGAGCAGAGACAAAGGUGUCAGUGUUGAGGUCCAUGUGCCCAUCACUAAACCCAGCCAGGAGGGGAGUCAGCUGCCUCACCAGUCCAAACCCUUCACCAAUGUACCACGUGACUCCAAGAUCCCCGUCAAGCACGGCGUCUCUCAAAUCCCGCAAGCUAAAGAAGUCCCUCGCACCAAGAUACCCGUCUCCAAGGUGCCGGUCCGCAGAGCUGGGAAUAAACCGACAGCUACUAGUGUUACACGAAAAUAAUAAUUCUUGUGACAUCCCCCUCCCCUUUUAACGUCACUACUCUACAUGUUGGUUUGUCAUCUACUGGCUUCACGAGACAACACAAAGGAAAGACGCCAGCACUUGAGCACAAACAUCUCCACAAGCCUGACUGGCACUCAGGAAAGGGUCAGGGUUGAACACGCAGCAAGCAACAAGGUCAAACGUUGUGGUGCAGGAACAGGAACUGGUUGGGUGAUUUUCCUACAGACUUUAAUUCAGCCUUUUCUACAGUAUUUUAAACUUUUGUUACACAUGCUUUUUGCAGAGGACGUCAAAUCCUACCUUUUGUUCUCUGUUGAUAUCCAGAGCAGCUCCAAAAUACUGUAUACAUUCCACACCUAUCUCUGAUGUAUGUAGCAGAAAAUGUGCCAUUUUCUUUGUUUUUGCACUGGUCCCGAUGUACAUGCCCUUAUGUGUUUGCCUGCGCCAAUGUAACGUGGCUACAUCACAAAGGGAGAGCGUUUUGAAAGAGGACAUGGAAGUGACUCAGUCGGCGGCCAUUAUGAAUGGCUCAGUGGACGUUUGAGAGGAUGCAGAGAUGAGGCCUCUGCCUCGUGUAUGGACUCAUAUCCUCAUCCCACUUAUACUCAGAUGAUCUGUGUGCAUAGUCUUAUCUAUGUGGUUUCCUAUUUAAUCAAUAAAAUGAUAUGUGUACUUAGAAAGCGGACAUCUGUUUGACUGAAAUUUAAAGCAGGGUUUAAGAUGAAGUAGGAAUGGCUUUUCAGCUCAUUUAAUAUGGAAGGAUGACAAUGCUGUCACUGACUAUAAAAAUGAGAGCAUAGGAAUAUUUCCGCCGUUCAAAUCCCAGCAUGGCUUCACUGUGACCUCCUCACAGGAGACAGCCUGCACGCUACAAGCUCACUGACCUGAAUAGAAGGCACAAGUAUCAUGCAUAGCUUGUUAACACGAAGGAGGGGGUGCAAAUCGGUGUUGUUGCCAUUUGCGGUGUGUAAUGCAUCUCUGUCAAAACGAUGCAAACAUUCUGCAAGGAGUAAAAUUAUGAUGGAUUUUGAUAGGAUACACGGGGUGUUUUCAUUUGUGGCCCCCCUCCAAAUGCUUUAGAAGACAGCAAGCACACAUGUAAUGCAGAUAUCCACAUAGAUUUAGAACCACUGGGCAAAUGGUCAGUGACAUCUGAGCAAUGAGUUCGUGUCAGACAUUUUGCUUGAUGGCAGUUUUUCAACCAGUCCCCUCAUGGUGUAAACUACAUUUAGUGGUAUUGGACUAAACACCUUAAAGUUACAGUGGGUGUUUUGAAGAGCGCGCUGAGUUGUGUGAGAAAUUUCAAGUCGAUCCGACUUAUGGGGUCGCGCGCGGUUUAAUAACAGCGCCGUCAUGUGGUGUGUUUGUCAGAAAAAUACUAGCACCAGCAACAAAGUAGAGGUGCAUGUUUUGACCACUUUUCACCCUUUUGUGUGCAGCAGUUCAGGAGUGGAAGAGUUAGCUAACACACUAAAAAUAGGACACUGUAGAUGUGUUGAAACUCAGAAGACAUGUUGCUGCUUGGAGUUGAGAGUUAGGGUUUUUUUCCAAGAAGAUAGGGUGCAUCACACAGAACAGUGAAGGGCUAGCGAAUGGCUAUUAAAGCUAUUUAAGAGCAUGUAGAAAUAAUCGGAAGCAAUCAUAAUUAUAUUACACACUUAGGAAAUGGAUGGCAUGAUCCCUUUUGCGGCUUGGAAUAGGAAACUCAUUUGAAAAGGUUCACUGAAUGCAGCCUUUUGUCCAUAACCAUUCACAUGAUAAUACCUCUUCCACGCUUAUAAAUAAUAACGACAACCGCCUUUAUGGCCGCAGAACACACUGAAGAGUUAACUUUUGAGUUACAUCGCAUGAGCUUUCUUAGACAAUAAGGUGUUUGUGUGUUUGUUCCCAGUGUGAUGCACCCACAAUGCACUGGGACGGCCACCCUGGUGCAUCGAGUGGAUGCGUAUGUGUCUGCAUCUGCCUCUGGAGAGCCAUGUGCCUCUUUAGAGCCUAAUUUAGCAUGCUUCAUUCUGUGUUUCUAUGCCAACCCCACAAGGUCAACCAAUAGGAGAGGUGUGUGAGCAACAGUGGGAGGAGUUUUUUUAAACAUGAGUGCCUUCCUUACUUUAGCACUAAAAAGACACUUGCAAAGUGGAAUGACUGUAUUGAAAUAUAACAAUUAAACACGUACUUUAAUCUCAUUUAGGGGGUGAAAUUGGCCUAAUUGUGUUUUUGUAUCCAGGUUAAGGUUACUGUAUACUGAUCAUUAUUAUAUUUGCCUGGAGCAAGUAAUACACAAGUCACGCCAGGGCAGUAAACCUACUAACUCAUGCGCGCAUUCAUUAGGCACAUUGUAUUUAUGCCUGAGUUGAUCAAGGCCAUUAUGUUCUUUACAUGUGACGGGAUGCUUAAUACAAAUCACUGACACUAACGCAAAAUGUAAAAAUGUUAUUUAAUGUUAUUUAAUGUUCCCAGUUUUCAUGGGAAAGUGAUUUUUAAUUUUCCACUACAAAAAACACGACUUAAUGUCGACUCAAGGCAGUGUGGUAUAGAAACAAUGCAAUUUCCCCAAAUAAAAUUCUUAUUAAAAAGUAUUUAUUUUCAUUUUUUUGAAGACACAAAAUGUAAAAAAAAAAAAAAAAGUACUGUAUUGUGCAAUACAAAAAUAUAUAAAUGUGAUGUACAACUCACAUACAAGAGCAUACUGAUAUUAAACGGGGGCAACAGACACAUUUUGUCUUUUUUACUGCUCAAUGACAGAUGGAUGAAAGCAUUACGUCAUUUUGGUGCAAUAAAUCUCGCACUGAGGGCCCCUGCUGGUGAAAAAUAAUACUGAUAAAAUAAUACUUUGCAUGACCUCAUCACAUUGUGUUAGCAGCCUCUGUAACAGCUAGAGGGCGCUAUUUGUCGUACUCGGAAGACUGGCAGCAGCAAUCACACUCGAUGGAGGGUACCCAAAUUAAAUAAACAUAAAGCCAAAAAUAACCAUUUAAAAUAAUGAAUUUAAAGGCGAAAUGAUUUAAUUGAGCAUCAAUUAAUUAAAUGAAUUGUGACACAUGAUAUUUAAUAAUGAUAGUGAAACUAUUUGGUAAUUAUUUCAUGACCAGUUCAUGCCUUUUUAAAUGGCUUGGCAUUUUUAGGAAUCUGUCAAAGUCACCCAUCAAAGAAGUGGAGGGCGGAAUCAGUGGUCUGAUUGGUUUAAUUGCAACGUAAGUCAAUAAUAAUAAUAAUAAUAACGUGUAUUGGCCAGAAAAUAAAUAAUUAAUGAAUAGUUUC
Molecule: messenger RNA, 5948 nt
Organism: Dunckerocampus dactyliophorus (ringed pipefish)
Lineage: Eukaryota; Metazoa; Chordata; Actinopteri; Syngnathiformes; Syngnathidae
Product: mucin-17
Exons: 1
Coding region: 177-2687 (836 amino acids)
Biological process (GO): regulation of canonical Wnt signaling pathway
Cellular component (GO): plasma membrane
Molecular function (GO): beta-catenin binding; phosphatidylinositol-4,5-bisphosphate binding
Source: RefSeq, a predicted model, not a curated record